Molecule: messenger RNA, 3983 nt
Organism: Choloepus didactylus (southern two-toed sloth)
Lineage: Eukaryota; Metazoa; Chordata; Mammalia; Pilosa; Megalonychidae
Gene: SLU7
Product: SLU7 homolog, splicing factor
Exons: 16
Coding region: 635-2443 (602 amino acids)
Biological process (GO): mRNA splicing, via spliceosome
Cellular component (GO): spliceosomal complex
Molecular function (GO): pre-mRNA 3'-splice site binding
Source: RefSeq, a predicted model, not a curated record
UAUAUCAUAAAUUAUUGAAUAAUAUAUCAUAAAUAAAAUAUUAUAAAAUUUGUUUUACAUGUUAUUACUUUUUUAACAUGACUUACUAGAAAACUUGAAAUUACAUAUGGGGCUUGCAUUAUAUUUCUCCUGGACAGUGCUGUAUCGGAGGGUUUUAAGCAUGGGUAGUGGGACAUGACAUGAUCAAAUUUGUGUUUUGAAAAGAUAAUCCUGUCUGUGGUGUAGAAAAUGGAUUGGAUGGGAAUCAGAGAAGACCAGUAAGUAGGAAAAGGUGAUACUUUCACUAAGAUGGUAGCAUCAAGAUUGGAGAGAAGUAGAUGAAUUUAAAUGGUUUCAGGAGGUGAAAAUAAUAAUUCUUAGUGAACAAAUCUAUAUAGGGUGUGAGCUAGAACAAAGAUGUGUUGAGUUUAGAUGUCUCUGAGAUCUCUAAGUGGAGAUGUCCAGUAAGAAAUUGGAUAUUUGAAUCUGAAGCUCCUAGGAGAGGUCUGGAGUAAAGAAAUUAGUCAGUAGUGUAUUGGUAGCUAUUGAAGCCUUGGAUGCAGGUGAGCUUGCCCAUUGGUGGAGCUUAGGGUAAGGAAUGAAGCCCUAGUAUUGAGCCUUGAGGAAUCCAACAUUAAAAACUGGACAGAAAUGGAUGAACCUGCAAAGAAGACAGGAGGAGCAGAGAGAGAGAGGAGGCCAGGUAACCAUGUCGGCUGCAGCUGUGGAAGCAGUUAAUGCUGCCCCCCUCUCCGGGUCCAAAGAAAUGAGUUUGGAGGAACCAAAAAAGAUGACCAGAGAGGACUGGAGAAAGAAGAAAGAACUAGAAGAACAGCGAAAACUGGGUAAUGCUCCUGCAGAAGUUGAUGAAGAAGGAAAAGAUAUCAACCCUCAUAUUCCUCAGUAUAUUUCUUCAGUGCCAUGGUAUAUUGAUCCAUCAAAAAGACCUACAUUAAAGCACCAGAGACCACAACCAGAGAAACAAAAGCAGUUCAGCUCAUCUGGAGAAUGGUACAAGAGGGGUGUAAAGGAGAAUUCUAUAACUACCAAGUACCGCAAAGGAGCAUGUGAAAAUUGUGGGGCCAUGACACACAAAAAGAAGGACUGCUUUGAGAGACCUAGGCGAGUUGGAGCAAAAUUUACAGGUACUAACAUAGCUCCAGAUGAACAUGUCCAACCUCAGCUCAUGUUUGACUAUGAUGGAAAGAGGGAUAGGUGGAAUGGCUACAAUCCAGAAGAACACAUGAAAAUUGUAGAAGAAUAUGCUAAAGUUGAUCUGGCAAAACGAACACUGAAAGCACAAAAACUCCAAGAAGAAUUAGCCUCAGGAAAAUUAGUAGAACAGGCUAAUUCUCCAAAACACCAGUGGGGAGAAGAGGAACCAAAUUCUCAGACGGAAAAAGACCACAAUAGUGAAGAUGAGGAUGAAGAUAAAUAUGCAGAUGAUAUUGACAUGCCUGGACAGAAUUUUGACUCUAAGAGACGGAUUACUGUCCGGAAUCUCAGAAUUCGAGAAGAUAUUGCAAAAUAUUUGAGGAAUUUAGAUCCAAAUUCUGCUUAUUAUGACCCAAAAACUAGAGCGAUGAGAGAGAAUCCCUAUGCCAAUGCUGGAAAGAAUCCAGAUGAAGUAAGUUAUGCAGGAGAUAACUUUGUUCGAUACACAGGAGACACCAUUUCAAUGGCUCAGACUCAGUUGUUUGCUUGGGAAGCCUAUGACAAGGGCUCUGAAGUGCAUCUACAGGCAGAUCCUACAAAACUAGAAUUGCUAUAUAAGUCAUUCAAAGUGAAGAAAGAAGAUUUCAAAGAACAGCAGAAGGAAGGCAUCCUGGAAAAGUAUGGUGGCCAAGAACACCUGGAUGCCCCUCCAGCUGAAUUACUUUUAGCUCAGACAGAAGACUAUGUGGAGUACUCAAGACAUGGAACAGUGAUCAAAGGACAGGAGCGAGCUGUUGCCUGCUCUAAAUAUGAAGAGGACGUGAAGAUCAACAAUCACACGCAUAUCUGGGGAUCUUUCUGGAAAGAAGGCCGAUGGGGAUACAAAUGCUGUCACUCUUUUGUCAAGUAUUCCUAUUGUACUGGAGAAACUGGGAAGGAGAUUGCUAAUGCAGAAGGAUGUAUUGCAAAUGAUGUAUCUGGAGAAGAGUCCUUGAAGAAACCUCAAACCCUCAUGGAGAUGCAUCAGGUAAAGUUAAAAGAAGAGAAAAAGAAGAAAAAGAAGAAGAAGCAUCGAAAGAGCAGUUCAGAUAGUGAGGGUGAAGAAAAGAAAAUUGAAAAAUUGAAGAAGGCACUGAAUGCAGAGGAGGCCCGCCUUCUUCAUGUCAAAGAGAUCAUGCAGAUCGAUGAGAGGAAGCGGCCUUAUAAUAGCAUAUAUGAAACCCGGGAACCCACUGAAGAAGAAAUGGAAGCCUAUAGAAUGAAACGUCAGAGGCCAGAUGACCCCAUGGCCUCUUUCCUUGGACAGUAGUAACUAGUCACAGAAGUCCAUCCAAGAGAGACACAACUGAUACGUACUUCUUAGUUUCUUAAUGAUGCUCAUAGAUGGAAAAAUCCUUAUCUGCUCUUCUCACUGCCUGAAUUUAAUAAAACUUCCAGAAGUCUCAUGGUAAAUUUACUGCUUUCCACUGAAGAAACAAAAUAGAGAGGAAGCACAUUAUGUGGAAAUUAAGAUUUGAUUUUAUAUUAGUAAUGUGCAAAGAGACCUUGGGUCUCUACCUAUCAAAGUGUCUUCUACUCAACAAUUCUUAGGUCUCAAGCUUUACUUCCUCCAUUUUUGUGGCCCUUUAACUAGACUUACCACCAAACACAUUUUUAAGAUAGAUACGUUACUUUUUCUCAAAAUGGGGCUACAUUUUUUUAAAUUACAAGUAACUAUAAUUUCAGUUAUUUUAUAGUUAUUUGUCUUUGCCUUCUAAGGUUUUCCUGUAAGGUCUGAAGCUAAAAAAAUUAUUCUACCUUGGGCUUUUCAUCCCUGAAAGGAAAUCUGUAUAGCGUGUGAAUCACUUUUUCUCCCAUGUCAACCUGAAUAGCAUUAUUUUUUUUAAAUAUUUGUAAGUUUGAUUUUUCAUACAUUUCCUUGUACCUUACAUGCAGAACUAAAUAUGUUAGCUUUUGAAUGGAAAAACAGCUAUUUCUUCAUCCUUGAGUCAGUGUUGACCUAUCAGCACUAUGUCUUUUACCAUUCUAGACAUCAGUCUUUAGAGAUAGAAAUUCUUUGUUAUAGAGGAUAUAGUUUGUAAUACUAUUUGUUGUUUUAAUUGUGAUUAUCUUUAUGUAACCAUCAUGAAUAUUAAAUUAGAUAUAAAAGACUAUAGAAAAACUGUUGUCCUAAUCUCUAUAGCCAGCAGGUGUUGCUUUAUGUAUAAAUUUGUAAAAAGCAAAACCUGAAGUGUAAGGUUUCUUCAAAGAACUAUAAAGAUAGCUUGUAAGGAUAUUAGUUACUGAGAUUGCCAUGAUCUUCAAGCCUCUGCUAAGAGCAGAUAAUAUUGACAGUAAGAGCAGGAUCAAUAAAAAACACUCUGUUAAAAACCCCUGGCAUGAGCACAUUGACUUUUAACAACUCACUGACUUUUCUAAGCUACCGAAAACUACCGCAUUGUUGGCAUCUCAGAAAUAAUGCUGGCAGCAGAGUAACUGCAUCACCUUUUCAAGUACUAUCAAUUUAUAUGGUAUCUGUAUUCAGACUAGUUUGAAAGUAAAACAGCAAUGUAAUGUUAGUAAAGAUAUAUAUCUGAGAAUACUUUGAAUGGUGUGUAGCCUCAUUUCAAAUAUUUGGUGGAAGAGUGAGUCAUAGGACUGGCAGGGAGCCUGGGUAAGCUUCUAUGAGUUUGAAUUUGAUAAUUUCAGGAUCCUUUUAACUCAAAAAAUGUGUCACCUAACCUCUCUGGGCCUCAGUUCCCUCUUCUGUGAGGACUGAUUUACUCUAAUUUUAGAAAAUUCUAUAGUAUCCAAAAAUUAUGUCUUAUUUAUGUUCAUUUUGGAAUAAAGGUAACAUCUAGAAUAUCUCA